Messenger RNA from Hylaeus volcanicus, 1561 nucleotides. Its product is annotated as sideroflexin-2-like. Lineage: Eukaryota; Metazoa; Arthropoda; Insecta; Hymenoptera; Colletidae. Gene Ontology annotation, cellular component: mitochondrial inner membrane. The transcript is spliced from 6 exons. Gene Ontology annotation, molecular function: monoatomic ion transmembrane transporter activity. Gene Ontology annotation, biological process: monoatomic ion transport; serine import into mitochondrion. The coding region runs from base 539 to 1561 and encodes 340 amino acids. The record is from RefSeq and is a predicted model, not a curated record.
CAUUUUUUCAAUUGGAGGCCACUGAAAGGACAAAAUAAUUUCUUUCUGUUCACUGGCAGUUAAACCAGUUUUCUCCUCCCAUCGUUGAAUAGCUUCCUUACAGGUUGUGGCUUUAGCCUACGUAAAAUAUUCGUUAUGAAAAAAUCGCGAAAAUAAAUAUUGCCAUACGUUCGAAAAAUAAUACAUACCAUAAUUAUGGUUACUCAAGUAAUAGAGCGCAAUGUCUGACGCUUAGAGUAUUUGUUAAGACAAAUUUUCAUAGAUCUUGCAUAACAAAAUUAUAAACAAUAUAUGAUCGCGGUAACCGGCAGUCAACUUUAUUUCUCAUUUAAAAACGGAAAUUUCAUUAAUCUCACGUUCACGGUUAUUUAUUCCAAGUGACAUUAAUUUGGAGUUAAAAUUAACUCAACUAUGAAUUAAAUCUAUCCGUAAAAUGUGUUCAACUAUUAUGGUCGUAAAUUUGCCAAUAUUAAUGACGCUGCAAACGAAUCAUCAGAUGCAGAUUAAUUCAUUUUCUUCGCCUUGAAUUUACUGGAUAAUGGAUCUCAACGACAAGAUUGAUAUUGAUCAACCAUUAUGGGAUCAAUCUACCUACAUUGGUAGGUGGAAACACGCUGCUUUCAUUAGCGAUAGCCGUACAGUAUUCGUGCCCGAAAAAGAAUUAUGGAAGGCGAAACAAUUCUGUGAUGAUUAUAGAGAUGGAAAAGUACCCCCGGAUACUACAAUGAAGGACGUUAUUCAUGCAAAACAGCUUAGAGAUAGUGCGUUCCAUCCGGAUAACGGUGAAUUAAUGCACGUUAUUGGCAGAAUGUCCUUUCAAUUACCUUCUUCAAUUAUAAUUACAACGGCGAUGCUAACAUAUUACAAAAGUACCGUUGCUACCGUAUUGUGUCAGAUAGUAAACCAGACACAAAAUGCUAUCGUAAAUUACUCGAACAGAAAUGCGAUGGAAGGAGUUGAUAAACACGAUUCAAGCUCAAUUAAAACUGCUUUCUUAUGUGCAAUAAUAGCAAGUUCUGCAGUGGCUAUUGGUUGUAGAAGAAUACUGCAUCGGAGAGAACCUAUCAUUUGUUGUAGAAGAACGCUGCAUCGGAGAGAAUCUGUCAUUUCAAGAUGCGUACCAUUUUUCGCAGUUACUGCAGGUCAUAUCGUAAAUGUGCCACUAAUGCGUCAGAAAGAAAUAAAGUCGGGCAUUCCGGUAUUUAUCGAAGGUGCAGAAAAGCCUUUCAUGCAGUCUAGGGUAGCAGCAGUGAUUGGCAUUUCCGAAUGUAUUAUCACCAGAAUAGGCAUGUCCCUCCCAUGUUUGCUCUUUAUUCCAGUCAUAACGCAAACAAUUAAGCAGUAUUGUUUCUAUCAACGUAGGCCGUGGAUUCGAUACCCUAUCGAAAUUGUCUUGUGCGCAGUUGGCUGCUUGAUUUCAAUUCCUUCAUCCCUUGCAUUGUUUCCUCGAUAUAACUCCAUGAGGACAAAAUGGUUGAAGUUAUGCCCAAAGGACUACGAAGAAUUUAAAAGAACUAACAAAGAAGAUGUAGACAGAAUCUAUUACUAUAAAGGACUAUGA